Molecule: messenger RNA, 1871 nt
Organism: Thalassophryne amazonica
Lineage: Eukaryota; Metazoa; Chordata; Actinopteri; Batrachoidiformes; Batrachoididae
Product: digestive cysteine proteinase 1-like
Exons: 11
Coding region: 87-1730 (547 amino acids)
Biological process (GO): immune response
Cellular component (GO): lysosome
Molecular function (GO): cysteine-type endopeptidase activity
Source: RefSeq, a predicted model, not a curated record
UGAUUUGUAAAUUUUCGUUUUCUUAUUUUUUUGCAGUCAUGUGUGUUUUAAGUUGAUUUAGUUUUGAUGCUCUCGUCGGGGAAACAAUGUGGUGCUUUUACGCUGCAGUUGUUCAUUUGUGGGUCGUCAUAGUCACAGAAGGAAAAGCAGUUCCUUCACUUCCAGAUUUUGGGAACACUUACCAUGUCAAAGGAGUGAUAUCUCUGCCUUACGCUGAGAUCAUUGAGCCAUUCGAGUCCUGGUUCGACCUCAAAGCGAAGUCCAGUCGGCUUGAUUAUUACAAUGGUCAAGUCUCAACCUACCAGCUGGCGGCGGACCAGGUGUAUGGCACCUCCUACAAAAUCUCUCCUGAAACCACUGAGGAGGAGUUGAAUGUGAUUAAAUGCUUUCAGGUCAACGGGACAAAAAACAACCCCAUUAAGCCGCAGGGGUCGUUGCCAGAUGUUCAGGGCUUCCAGUUCUUAAACAUGGAGUACUUCAGAGGUUCCCUGUGUGAGGUUUGGCAAAACGUGACCACUGUGGGCUACAAGAAGAACACGUACACACUGUGGGUGGCUCACUCACAGCAGGGUGCAGCGUCUGCCACGCCUGUCCAUUAUGAGAUGAUGGGAUACAACACACUGCUGGGCUCCCACUAUGACAAAUAUCUGGUGGACUACGAGGAGUACAGCCCUCAUGUGGACCCCAGUGUCUUUAAUCUGCCUGAAGGGAUGACCUGUGGAGAAUUUCCUGGUCCAGGAGUGGAGCACCACCUGCUAGCCAAUCCAAUGAAAGAACUCAUUCACACCUCUGCCGCCGGCCAUACGCAAGAUGUGUUCAACCAUUUCAAAGAGAAGUUCCAACGCCACUACCGUGAUGAAAUGGAGCAUGAGAUGAGGGAGCACGCGUUUGUUCAUAACCUCCGGUAUGUCCAUUCCAAGAAUAGAGCUGGCCUGCCCUAUGCUCUUACUCUGAACUCUCUGUCCGACCUCACUAUGCCUGAGCUGGCCACCGUGAGAGGGAGGAAACGUGUAACGACCCCAAACAGAGGGCUUCCUUUCCGUUCAGAACUGUACUCAAGGGUGAAGGUACCGGACUCGUUUGACUGGAGGCUUUACGGCGCAGUGACUCCCGUGAAGGACCAGGCCAUCUGUGGCUCCUGCUGGAGCUUUUCCACCACUGGGUCAAUAGAGGGCGCUCUCUUUCUGAAGACGGGCUCGCUCCAGGUUCUGUCCCAACAGAUGCUGGUGGACUGUACCUGGGGUUUUGGGAAUGACGGCUGUGAUGGAGGGGAACAGUGGAGAGCCUAUGAGUGGAUCAUGAAGCAUGGAGGCAUCGCCACCAGAGAAACCUAUGGAGCCUAUAGAGGAAUGAAUGGACUCUGCCACGUGAACUCUUCCCAACUUGUUGCCAGAAUCGAGAGCUACACAAAUGUCACUUCAGGCGACGCAGAGGCCCUUAAGAUGGCAAUCUUCAAAAAAGGUCCAGUAGCCGUUAGCAUUGACGCUUCUCAUCGAUCGUUCGUCUUCUACAGCCACGGCGUUUACUACGAACCUGCUUGCGGUAACACCAUGAAGGACUUGGAUCACGCCGUGCUUGCGGUGGGAUACGGCACCAUGAAAGGGGAGCCGUAUUGGUUGAUAAAGAACUCAUGGUCCACCUACUGGGGGAAUGACGGCUACAUCCUCAUGUCUAUGAAGGAUAACAACUGUGGCGUCACCACUGACCCCUCAUAUGUUACAUUGGCAUAACUGUGGCAUGCGCUUUGUCUGUACCACUGCACGUCCCUGGGGCGAAGAGUUAACUGUCAUUUUAUCAUGUUGUGCUCAUCGAUUAUUGUCUUUAAAUGUUUUUGAAUGGCUUGUGAUAUUAAAAUGCUUCAAUUUUGCGUG